GGGAGAUUUUUUUAUAAAUGGUAUUAUAGAGAGAUUGUUUCUAAGUCUAAAAAUUCUGCUAGUUUAAAUAUCAAAGACAUUUAUAAUAAUGCAAUUAUUAAUAUUUAUAAAUUCUACUGGGAAUUGACAAUAACUCAGUUUAUAGAAGAAAAAUUGGAUGUCUUGGCUAGAGAAGGUAAUGAUCGUCUUCCCAGUGGUGAGAUUCUGGAAUUAUUAAUCAGUAACCCAUCGGGGUAUGACUUGAAAAGUGUUAUUGACAAUUAUUAUAAUAAUUCUGAGCCGGAAGAAGAUGAAAUUUGGCCUGUUCAAAAAAUUAAUUAUCCUGUGUUUCAUGCAACGUCGACGAUAAUCCGCGAAGAAGGUAUUUUCAGUCUCUGGAAAGGCCACUUACCUGCGCAAUUUCUGUCAAUUACUUACGGUCUGACUCAGUUUUACAGUUACAACAAGUUGAUGGAAGUGAUGACAGAUUCAAAGAUAAACAACAGACAUUACUCGAUGAAUUUUAUAGCUGGUGCAACAGCUGGUACAAUUGCAACAAUUGCUUCAUUUCCUUUUGAUACUGCAAGAACAAGACUCGUCGCGCAAUCUUCAACUCGGAAAAUUUACACUGGAUUAUUCAAUUGUUACUGGACAAUUCUAAAGACUGAAUCAGUAAGAACAUUAUUUCGAGGACUUUCACUGACUUUAUUGCAAGUAGCCCCACACACUGGCUUGCAAUUUCUCUUUUACAAUAUAUCAACAAUACCUGAUAGUGAAAUAACCGUCUCGAAUUCAUUACUAUCUGGAAGCAUCGCUGGAGUGCUUUCAAAAACUGCGAUCUAUCCGAUGGACCUGGGGCGUAAGCGUUUGCAAAUUCAGGGCUUCGAGCACGGAAGAGUUGGGUUUGGCAAAUUUUUCCACUGCGGUGGCUUGGUUGAUUGCUUUGUACGUAUUGUCAAAGAUGAAGGCGUUCUCGGUUUAUUCAAAGGCUUACUUCCUAGUCAAGUGAAAGCAGCAGCAACAAGUUCUUUGCAUUUUACAUUUUAUGAGCAAGCUUUACAUCUAUUAAGAUUUAUACAU
Messenger RNA from Cotesia congregata, 1059 nucleotides. The record is from the annotation of a GenBank genome assembly. NCBI's taxonomy places the organism in Eukaryota, Metazoa, Arthropoda, Insecta, Hymenoptera, Braconidae.